Staurois parvus is the source of this 417-nucleotide messenger RNA. Lineage: Eukaryota; Metazoa; Chordata; Amphibia; Anura; Ranidae. The record is from the annotation of a GenBank genome assembly.
AUGGCGGACGGGGGGCCCCGACGUCCUCUGCUCAGUGCGGUGAACGUGUCUCAGGCUGAGGCGAAGCGGCUGCUGUGCCCCGAUGGCAGCGAUUGGAUCUGGCAGCUGCUGGAGCAGUGUGUGGAGAACAGCUGGGAGUACUGGAGUGUCAUCAUCGGACUGGUGUCCAUCGUCUGCUUCCUCUUCGCCGCAUUACCCCAACUAUACGUUGCCUAUAAGAAUGGAAAAGUUGACCAGGCACUUUCCCUAGGGUUUCUGUUAUGUUGGUUGGGUGGGGACUUUACCAACCUUGUUGGCUGCUAUCUGACCAGACAACUGCCAAUACAGAUUGUCACUGCCAUUUUUUAUGUAAACAUGGAUCUCAUAAUGAUUUCACAGUUUGCCUACUACAAAUUAAAGAACAAAAGCAUGAAAGGU